AUGGCUUCUCAAACUAAUCCACACUUCCCUCUUCUACUCGCCAUUGCCUUUCUCCUCUCCAUUUUCCUGUCUGUUUCGGCUCAAUACUCCCCUCGUUUUGCUUGCGACACAGACAAUAAUCCAGGCUUGAAGAAAUUCCUGUUCUCCGAUAGCAUAGAUCGCCUUGGGAUACCAUCUUAUGGGUGGUGGUCGGAGGCUUUGCAUGGCGUUUCUGACACCGGACCUGCAACCUGGUUCAACAAAACUGUAGUGCCUGGAGCUACUAGCUACCCACAAGUCAUCCUCACUGCAGCCUCAUUCAAUGAAUCUCUAUGGAAUCUUCUUGGAAAAGUGGUUUCGACAGAAGCUAGAGCAAUGUACAAUACUGGUGUAGCAGGAUUAACAUUCUGGUCACCAAAUGUGAAUAUUUUCCGAGAUCCGAGAUGGGGAAGAGGGCAAGAAACACCAGGAGAGGAUCCACUCGUAGCAAGUAGAUAUGGAGUUGCUUAUGUUAAAGGUUUACAAGAAACAGAGGAUGGUGAUGAAGAUCGACUCAAAAUCGGAGCUUGUUGUAAACAUUACACUGCCUAUGAUCUUGAUAAUUGGACUAGCGUUGAUCGAUUCCAUUUCAAUGCCAUCGUAACACAGCAAGAUUUGGAGGAUACAUACAACCUACCAUUCAAAAAGUGUGUUUUGGAUGGAAAUGUUGCGAGUAUUAUGUGUUCUUUCAACAAAAUUAAUGGUGUUCCCGCUUGUGGCGAUAAGGAGCUUUUGGAAGAUACAGUUCGGGGAAAAUGGAAAUUAAAUGGAUACAUUAGUUCCGAUUGUGAUUCAUUAGACGUCAUGUUCAAAGACAUGCGAUAUGAGAAAACACCAGAACAAGUUACAGCAGAUGCGUUAAACGCAGGGUUGGAUCUUAACUGCGGGGAUUCACUAAAGAACUUCACAGCAAGUGCAGUCAAGAAGGGGUUAGUGAACGAAACAAUGGUGAAUCGGGCUGUUACAAACAGUUUCACGACACUUAUGAGGCUUGGUUUUUUCGAUGGUAACCCAAGCAAGCAAAUGUACGGAAAAUUAGGCAAGAAAGACGUAUGCACCAAAGCCAACCAGGAUCUAGCCCGUGAAACUGCUAGACAAGGAAUUGUGUUACUUAAGAACAAUUUAGGGUCUUUGCCACUUCUUCCAUCAGAUAUCAAGUCACUAGCUGUAAUCGGGCCUAAUGCUAAUGCCACGGUAGCCAUGAUUGGCAACUACGCAGGAGUUCCAUGCAAAUACACAACUCCUCUACAAGGUCUGUCAGAUUCAGUUGAAACUCUUUACGAGGAAGGGUGUGAUCAUGUGAUGUGUAACUCUACUGAGGGAUUCGAAAAGGCCAAGAACAUUGCUGCGAAAGCAGAUGCCGUGGUUCUAGUUAUGGGCACAGAUCUUUCCAUAGAGCAUGAAGCCCUAGAUAGGACAGAAAUAGAUCUUCCUGGACAACAAAACCUUCUUGUUUCCGAGGUUGCAUAUGCAGCUAGAGGACCGGUGAUUCUUGUUGUCAUGUCGGGAGGUGGGAUUGAUGUUAGUUUUGCAAAAUGUAACCCAAAAGUUACUAGCAUUAUGUGGGUUGGGUUACCUGGACAAGAAGGAGGAGGUGCUUUGGCUGAUGUCAUUUUUGGUCGUUAUAAUCCAGGUGGAAGACUACCCAUGACAUGGUAUCCACGAUCGUAUACGGAUACAGUGACCAUGAGCAACAUGAACAUGAGGGCAGACCCGUCGACAGGCUAUCCAGGUCGCUCCUAUCGAUUCUAUAGAGGCGAAACAGUUUACCCAUUUGGCUAUGGAUUAAGUUACUCAUUAUACGUUCAUCACCUCGUUAAAGCACCCAAACAGUUAACAAUCUCACUAAAGAAACCAGCCACUGGUCAAUGCUCGAAAUCUACCUGCAAAUCAAUUGAUGCAACUGACAAGGUUUGUGGUAGCCAAUCAUUUGAUGUUGAAAUUACGGUAACAAACAUCGGAAAGAUGGCCGGAAGCCACUCGGUCUUGUUGUUCUCUUAUCCACCUCAGGUGAUAUAUAAUUCGCCUCAAAAACAGUUGCUGGAUUUCAAGAGGGUGCAGUUGGGACCAUGGAACCAAACUUCGAUUAAGUUUAAGGUCGAUGUUUGCAAGCAAUUGAGCGUGGUUGAUAAAGAUGGUAACAUGAAGCUUCCAUUAGGGCGCCAUGUUCUUCAAAUAGGAGACCUCAAACACUCCAUAAAUCUCAAGAUUUGA
Molecule: messenger RNA, 2232 nt
Organism: Lactuca saligna
Lineage: Eukaryota; Viridiplantae; Streptophyta; Magnoliopsida; Asterales; Asteraceae
Source: the annotation of a GenBank genome assembly